CCUCGAAACGUCUGCGCUGCAUUUCCUGAGUGAGGUGGAGAGCGCCGUGUUUCGUGUGACUGUGUUUAGCCAAAUGCACUUGAAGCAAUGGGAGUGACACGAAAAAUCAUGAUUGGCGUGUUUUUUGCUGUUCUUCUAAGUCUGUACUUCUUCAUGACAAUCAAUAUCAUGAACAAUGCCACUCAGCGAAACCUUCAAAGCAAAACACUGGCAUCAGUUGCGUCAAGUCGCAAUGGACAUGAGGAUAAGGUUUACCUACAAGGAGAGGUAUAUGCAGUGAGGGAGAUCCACCACCCAAGAAAUUAUCACCGAAACCGCACCGGUUUACGGAUGUUGUCUUCUGUCUAUAAACACCUUCCAGAGAUCAAGGCAAAAUAUUCAUCCGCUUCCUCACAACUGAUGGAUUUGAUCACGAAGCUUAAGCGAGACAUUGCCCAAAGAAAAAUGACGGACGAGCCCUGGGCUUUGGCGGACAAGUGGGCCACAACGGAGUCACUGGUUCCAGAACCAGCAUCCGGAUUAGGGGACGUUCUGGCCGCCCUCUCCACGGCGCCCAUCACGGCGGCCGACGUCGGGCGCGGAGGAACGCAGCUCAAGCUCUUUCUCAUCCUGGAGGGGAGGCAGGCCGUGGUGUUUAGGCCAAUGAGCUGUCAAAUGUCAGGUGUCAACUGUUGCAGUGGUGGUCACGAUAUAAUUUAUGACGAUAUUUAUGGUGGGCCGGAUCGCCCUGAAGGAGAAAUCGCUGCGUUCCAUCUCAGCAGACUUCUGGGCCUCCGAAUGACGCCCCUCACCGCCGGGCGCUCCGUGUCCCUGAGAAGAGAUAUCUUACCCGUUUCCACGGAAAGACUUAGCAGCACUUUCUUGACAGGGAAUGAGGGACAGAUGUGCUUCUAUGGCAUUUGUACGUUCUGCAAUAAAAAUGAAAGCGUCUGCGAGAACUUCAACUCUCUGGAGGGCUCCGUGACCAUGUGGAUGCCAGAGAGACUCGUGCUGGAAGAAAUAAUUCACCCGUGGCAUCGCACUUAUAUGAAGAACGCAUUUGCCAAAUGGGAAAACAAUGAAAGUUUUUGCGAAAUAGUGUUGCAGCGUAAUCACUCACAAAAACUGUUGCAUUUGAUGGAUGCAGCUGUUUUUGAUUUCCUGAUACAGAACGGCGACCGGCAUCACUAUAAUAGUCUUGCAGGGUCGUCUGACUCUCCCGUAGUGCUGUUAGAUAAUGGCAAAAGUUUCUCUGAUGCUGGUCUUGAUCAUAUGGAUGUUUUGGCACCAGUGUUGCAGUGCUGCAGGUUGCGCCGGUCCAUGUACGCGCGCCUGGUCCUGCUGAGCGGCGGCGGGCUGUCCCGGGCCCUGAGGGAGCUCCUGGGCCUCGACCCGCUCGCCCCCCUGCUCGCCGACGCCCACCUCCGCGCCCUGGAUCGCCGCCUCGAGCACGUCCUCGCCGCCCUCAGCGCCUGCAGCGAGAGGAAGGGCGGAUGGCACAAUGUGCUUUUCUGA
This is a messenger RNA of Penaeus chinensis, 1494 nucleotides long. RefSeq names its product glycosaminoglycan xylosylkinase-like. Gene Ontology annotation, molecular function: phosphotransferase activity, alcohol group as acceptor. Gene Ontology annotation, biological process: protein phosphorylation. Gene Ontology annotation, cellular component: Golgi apparatus. Lineage: Eukaryota; Metazoa; Arthropoda; Malacostraca; Decapoda; Penaeidae. The transcript is spliced from 9 exons. The record is from RefSeq and is a predicted model, not a curated record. Bases 88 to 1494 code for a protein of 468 amino acids.